CACCCCUAUGUUGUUGAGCAGUACAGCACAGCUGUUUUUCCAAAGCGAGAAAUAAAAAAUGGAAAAUUUCAACUCUAUUGAAAUAGCAGAUUCUGACGAGGAUUCGCCGAGUGAAGUUGGCGAUACAAUGGAUCCGAAACGUUGCGCAACACCACCGACAUCGAGUGCAGCCAAAGCUAAGCUGGCAAACGAACACACCCCUAAAACGACAAAGGCCGCCAAGGAACCGGAUUCGGCGACCAGCGGGAGUCUCUCGCUUUUAGGCGAUUCCACCUCACCCUCCUCGACGGGCACCUCGCCCAGCUCGGCAGCGGACACCAAAGCUGGGCGCCACAGGGCCAGAAAGAGCCAGCUCCAGGCCAAACGAAUGAGUCCCACUGACCUUCAGUUCGUGACUAUUCCAGAGGAUGAGAGUCUAGAAGCGCCGCCUUCCAAGCAGUCGAAGUUGGAGAGGGAUGCUGCGUUAAAAAAGGAGCAAGUGAAGGCGUCUAUUGCCAAAUUCCUGGCCAAUGACGAAAUGCAGGGACUGAUAAAGCGAAUCGCCAGGGAACGGGUGCGCUGCAACUUUCUGCUGGCCACAUAUCACCUCCCGGACAUGAACUUCUCCCUCAACACGCACAUGGACACGCUCUGCUUCCAGUUUCGGGAGCGCAUAAAACAGCGUAGGGGUAAUGCUAAUCCCUCUAAGGCAGUCUUAAGCAUCGCAGCUGGUGCUGCUGCCUCCUCCACUGCAACCACAUCGAAAGUGGCUGGCAAGAGCAUCGUCAAGGCACGACAGGCCCAGUCCUAAAUAUGGUCGCUGGGAUACAGAAAUACUAACAGAUUUUAAAAAAUAAGCUAAGAACUUAGGUUUUUAAUAUAAAAGGUAAGAACUUAUUGUACUAUAACUUGUCAAAUUGUAAAUUAUAAUUUUGCUUUGCUUUUAUAAUGUUUGUAACAAAUUUGAAUAUUAUCACAGCUCAUUAAAUACAGACAACAGUAU
This is a messenger RNA of Drosophila serrata, 982 nucleotides long. RefSeq lists its product as uncharacterized. The record is from RefSeq and is a predicted model, not a curated record. Lineage: Eukaryota; Metazoa; Arthropoda; Insecta; Diptera; Drosophilidae.